Molecule: messenger RNA, 4007 nt
Organism: Oryza brachyantha (malo sina)
Lineage: Eukaryota; Viridiplantae; Streptophyta; Magnoliopsida; Poales; Poaceae
Product: DNA polymerase I A, chloroplastic
Exons: 12
Coding region: 308-3442 (1044 amino acids)
Biological process (GO): double-strand break repair; DNA-templated DNA replication
Molecular function (GO): DNA-directed DNA polymerase activity; 3'-5' exonuclease activity; DNA binding
Source: RefSeq, a predicted model, not a curated record
GAGGCGCAGAUACGGAUUCCGCCGUAAACCCCUCCCCUAUCCCCCCUCCUCCUCCUCGCGGCCUCGGCGAGCUCUCCUCUCCUCCCCUCGCUUCGCCUCUCGCCGAGCCGCGCCGGGCCGCGACGCCGCGCUCCUCUCGUCGUGAUGCCCGCGCGCGCCGCCGCCGCCGCCUGCUCCGGGCGCUAGCCGUGCCGCGUCGCCCAAGACGGCGGCGCCUGGUGGCUUCGGCUGCGGGUGCGGGCUAGCGGGAGGGGGAGGAGGAGGGAGGGGAGGGGGGAGGCUGAGGCGGCUCGUGGGGUCCAUAGCGAUGGCCGCUCCGGCGCCGGCGCCGGCGCCCGCGCAGCUGCGGCGGUGCCCGUGCUCCGCGCCUCUCUGGGCUGCGCCGCCGUCGCCCUUCCGCUGCCGCCGCCGCCGCGGCGGCGGCUCGCUGUCCUCGCCGUUCAUCGGUGGUGGAAGGCAGGAGUACUCGCAUAGUAGUUCAGGGAUUGGAGUUAAAGACAACAGUGCUUUCAAGAUUGGAGUGUAUAACAACUUCAGUGUGCAAAGUAACGCACAAGAAUGGAUUGAGGAGAGCAAGAGAAUAUCUUCGAUCAAAACCAGGAAUAGUGUGGGAAAUACUAUUUAUAAUGGUUCCACUCAUCUACGAGCAGGAGUUCUUCAUCAUGAACCCUUGGAAGAUUACAAAAGUUCCAAAUAUUCUUCAUUGUACAGUGUAAGAGAAAGAAUGGCACCUAAUUCUCUUGCAAAUAGGCAUGCUAACAUGGAACUGACAAAGCAUCAUCUGAUGAAUCAAGCUGUAAGUGCUGUGUCAGCACUGACCAGUGUUGUCAACGAUGACAUUAAACCACUCAACAAGCCUAGUGGUUCUGAACUGAAGACUCAAUGGCCUGGUGGUGCUAAGAUUGAUGCUUCUGUACUGAAGAUUUCUAAAGUUGAGACAAGCCUGCAGUUUGAUGACGAAGUUAGGGAUGGUUCUGAUGGAGAUUUGCCUGAAUGCACAGCCAAGAAGACAGUACAAGACUCUCCAGCUACAGUACAGGAUUCUCCAGUUAAGGCACCCAUGUCCAAGGAGUCUAUAGAUGCGAGGAAGGCACUUGCUACUGUGUAUGAUAAAGUUCUGGUGGUUGACAAUGUGAAAUCAGCUAGGGGUGUUGUUCAGUUGCUUACUUCAAAGUACAAAAACUUCAUUCAUGCAUGUGACACAGAGGUAGCUAAUAUUGACGUUAAACAAGAGACACCAGUGGGCCAUGGAGAGGUCAUUUGCUUUAGCAUCUACUCUGGCAACUCUGAUGCAGAAGCAGAUUUUGGAAAUGGCAAAACAUGCAUUUGGGUGGAUGUGCUGGAUGGUGGGCGAGAUGUCCUCAUGGAGUUUGCUCCAUUUUUCGAGGACCCUUCAAUCAGGAAGGUUUGGCACAACUAUAGUUUUGAUAGCCAUGUCAUAGAGAACUAUGGAAUCAAAGUUGCUGGGUUUCAUGCUGAUACAAUGCAUCUUGCACGACUUUGGGACUCUUCAAGAAGAACUGAUGGAGGUUAUUCACUUGAAGGACUUACAAAUGAUCACAGAGUCAUGGGUGCUGUACCAAAGGAAUUACAAAAGAUUGGAAAGAGAUCAAUGAAAACCAUCUUUGGUUGGAAAAAGAUUAAAAAGGAUGGAUCUGCAGGGAAAAUUAUCUCUAUGGAGCCUGUCAAAGUGUUACAAAGGGAUGACAGAGAAAUGUGGAUAUGUUAUUCUUCAUUAGAUUCAAUGAGUACCUUGCGACUUUAUGAAAGUUUGAAAACCAAGCUGGAAAAAAAGCACUGGACUUUUGAUGGUUGCCCUAGAGGUUCCUUGUAUGAUUUCUAUGAGGAGUAUUGGCGUCCCUUUGGUGCCCUUCUUGUCAAGAUGGAAACAGCUGGAAUGCUUGUCGACUGUGCUUAUCUUUCAGAAAUUGAAAAGGUUGCUGUUGCACAGAGGAAACUAGCUGCAGAUAAAUUUCGGAAAUGGGCAUCUAAAUAUUGUCCUGAUGCAAAGUACAUGAAUGUCAACAGCGAUACUCAGAUUCGUCAACUGUUCUUUGGUGGUAUAGAGAAUAGAUGCAAACCUGGUGAAACUUUGCCGAAGAGUAAAAUUAUUAAAGUGCCAAAUGAUGGAAGCCUUGUUGCAGAGGGCAAGAAGACUCCAAAGUAUCGCACUAUUGAACUUUUCAGCAUUGUGGAAGAUCUGAAAACCGAUCUAUUUACUGCAAGUGGCUGGCCUUCAGUAAGUGGGGAUGCAUUGAGAAGUUUGGCUGGUAAACUGACAACUGAUCUUGUUUACACAAUAGAUGAUUUAGAGGAUGAUAAAUGCAGCAGCGAUUCAGAAAUUUCUGAGAAUGAUCUAAAUGACACUGCCUCUUACGGAACUGCAUACGAAGCAUUUGGUGGAGGAAAAAAAGGAAAGGAAGCGUGUCAUGCCAUUGCGGCUCUCUGUGAGAUAUGUUCUAUUGACUCAUUGAUAUCCAACUUUAUUCUUCCCUUACAGGGGAAUCAUAUAUCAUGUACGGAGGGGCGGAUCCACUGUUCAUUAAAUAUAAACACAGAAACAGGGCGUUUGUCAGCAAGAACACCAAAUUUACAGAAUCAACCUGCACUGGAAAAGGAUAGGUAUAAAAUCCGUCAAGCUUUUGUGGCUGCUCCCGGGAACUCUCUCAUUGUUGCUGAUUAUGGUCAGUUGGAGCUCAGGAUCUUGGCACAUCUUGCUAAUUGUAAAAGUAUGUUAGAUGCUUUCAAAGCUGGUGGUGACUUCCAUUCCAGGACAGCUAUGAACAUGUACCAGCAUAUCCGUGAUGCUGUUGAAGAAAGGAAAGUGCUUCUUGAAUGGCAUCCUCAACCUGGCCAAGACAAACCUCCUGUACCCUUGUUGAAGGAUGCUUUUGGUGCUGAGAGGAGGAAAGCUAAAAUGCUUAAUUUCUCCAUUGCAUAUGGAAAAACACCUGUUGGGCUUGCUCGGGAUUGGAAGGUUUCUGUUAAGGAAGCAAAGGAUACCCUGAAACUCUGGUACAGAGAUAGAAAAGAGGUUUUAGCUUGGCAAAUUAAACAAAAAGAAUUAGCACAGGAGAAGUGUGAAGUUUACACUUUGCUUGGGCGGUCACGCCGCUUUCCUAACAUGGCUCAUGCAACUCCUGGUCAAAGGGGUCACAUCGAGCGGGCUGCUAUCAAUGCACCAGUGCAGGGCAGUGCAGCAGAUGUUGCUAUGUGUGCAAUGCUUGAGAUAGAUCGGAAUGCUCGUCUUAAGGAACUUGGUUGGAGGCUUCUCUUGCAGGUGCAUGAUGAAGUGAUACUGGAAGGACCCACGGAGUCUGCUGGUCUAGCCAAGGCCAUAGUGGUUGAAUGCAUGUCUAAGCCCUUCUACGGCACCAACAUCCUGAAUGUUGAACUGGCUGUUGAUGCCAAGUGUGCACAAAAUUGGUACGCGGCCAAGUAAACCGUCAUAUCAUCAUCUCCCCUUGUUGACUCCAAAGCCCUGCAGAUUUGCAUCCCGGAAAUGCAUCUAAUUUAAUGACAAAAUAUGCUCUGAGCCAAUAUGAAGUAUGAACUGCCAGAACUGUUAAGGUUUGUCCUGGUGGCUGGGAGGCAUGCUUUGAGCUAAUAUUCGGGAGCGAAGGCAUUGUACGCUGUAGGUUGGAUAGCUUGACUUCCACAUUCUUCCAAAUAGGAUCGUUCAUCUUUUUGUCACGAGUAGCUGACUCCUGCUGGACUUUGGAGUUUAGUAGGAAGCACUAUGCAUGCGAUUGUUGAUAAUUUGUUUAGCAUGCUGAUGUACUAGGUUAGGUGACCCUAUACUGAUGAUAUCUGAUGCCGUGCGACAUACCGCAACUUGUUUGAUGAGCGUUCUUCAACCUCGUUUUCCCUAUUUAUCUGAAAUUCUCGAAUUUUGUGGUGGCUUGAAUGAAAGCCUGCAUCUGGAUUCUGGCGGACGCAAAUUCCAUCUUUAACAAGAGAGGAUCAACCACAAAAUUCAAAAUGCAGAAAAGGGACAGGAAGAGCAU